AUGCAAGGGCGCAGCACCAGUCUCACUCGAUUGCCUAAAGCCUACGUGCCGCCUGCGAUGCCCUACAACAGCACACCAAUGGGUAGUCCAGCAAUGGCGGCUCAAGGGUUCAAGGUUCCCGAUCCCUUCGCUCCUCGACGGAGGCCUGCGGCAGCAAGCUUCGUGAACGCGCUCCUGGCGACUGCUUUGCUUCGUUGUUGGCAUAUCCUGCUGUUCUAUGGUUUCUGGGCGACUGCGGUUACGGUUGUCAGCCACAACUGGUACGACUUGUCCAUCAAGCCGAUCAUGCUGACCGCGACAGGUACUAUACUCGGGUUUGUGGUUUCCUACAGGACGACAUCUUCAUUCGAGCGAUAUAAUGAAGGUAGAAGGCUAUGGGCCCAGAUUAUCCACGCUAGUCGCGUCUUUGCGCGCUCGAUAUGGUUCCAUGUUCCAGCACAUCUCACCCCCGAAACCUUGAAGGCCAGAACAAUCAUCGAGAAAAAGUCUGCGCUCAACCUCCUCGAAGCCUUCAGCGUUGCGAUCAAGCACUAUCUUCGCGGCGAGGAUGGGAUAUACUAUGAGGACCUGUAUCACCUCGUUAAAUUCCUCCCGGAGUACGCGCUUCCAGCGGGGAUACCGCGUCGGCCUGAUAUGGCUUCUCCUGUUGUGCGCCCUAUGUCAGCGGAACCCGGCGACAGGUCAUCGCCUGACAUGGACUACUUCUCGCCACAGCCAAUGACUAUCACGAUAACGUCUGCAUCGGAAACGGACCUGCCUCUGCCAAACACUACGCGUGGCCCCGUUCCGGACUACGGAAGAUCUCCUGGCGGCCAUCUCAACCCCCACCCACCGCCGUAUCCCAUGUUUCGCCGUCGUAGUACUGUGAGGAGUACAAUGCUCAAUCGGAAGGACGAGGCAUAUCUUCUUCCUGCCAGCUUGCCUCCAAGAUGCCAGAUCUUCGAUAUCUUUCCCUUCUCGUUGAUCGUUAAGAGGCUGACGAAGAACGGGUUAGCGUUAGAGGGGAAGAAGGCCGCAAAAGUACGGACAUUGAUGAAGAAUAAGACGAUAUCGCAUAACAUUCCACUUGAGAUAUCGUUGUAUCUAGGCUCGUAUGUCUCUGCACUUCAGGCGAGGAAGUGUCUUGAUGUCCCCACCCAAAAUGUACUACUUCUGUCACUCAACCAGCUAGUGGAUGCCUUGACAGGCCUAGAAAGAGUGCUCACAACUCCUAUACCAUUCUCGUACUCCUUCCACUUAUGGGCAGUGACGGUGAUAUUCUGCCUAGCUCUGCCGUUUCAGAUUUGGGCUUCGCUUCAGUGGAUGACGAUUCCAGCUACGGUUAUAGCAUCUUUCUUCUUUUUUGGCUUCUUGGUAGCCGGAGAAGAGAUCGAAAACCCCUUUGGAUAUGACAAGAAUGAUCUCAAUCUGGAUCACUUCACCCAUAAUAUCAUCCGGAACGAGAUGCAUGCCAUAACAUCCACGCCUGCCCCUGAUCCAUCUUUGUGGGCAUUCUCGCCGCAUAAUGACCUCCUCUUCGCCGUGCGCGUCGACGACAAGGUGGAACGGUUAACACCCGAUCAGUGGGUUAGGAGAGGACCCAUGCGAAUGCAGGAGGCCAUGGCGGAUAUAUGA
This is a messenger RNA of Pleurotus ostreatus (oyster mushroom), 1614 nucleotides long. RefSeq lists its product as uncharacterized. NCBI's taxonomy places the organism in Eukaryota, Fungi, Basidiomycota, Agaricomycetes, Agaricales, Pleurotaceae. Gene Ontology annotation, molecular function: chloride channel activity. The record is from RefSeq and is a predicted model, not a curated record. Bases 1 to 1614 code for a protein of 537 amino acids. The transcript is spliced from 14 exons.